AUGUUAUCAAAGGAUGAACAAAAGUAUGAGCCAAUCAUUUCUCAUAUGAGAAGAAUGAUGAUUUGCUACAUUCAUGAAGUUGCAAAAAUGGAUGUGGAAAUAGCUUCUAUGUUAAAGAAAAGGCCAGUUGUGAAACUUGGAGAAGAACCGAUGGACUUCCCAAAGAGGAAGUUGGGUAAGAUUAGGAAAGAAGAUUGGAGCGUGAUGUAUCAAAGAAAAGAGGGUGAAAAAGUUCAGCAAAUUUUGUUCUUUUUAUUAGACAAACAUUUAUACUACACUGCUGCACUGAACAACAUCAUGGGCUUAACUGUAGCAUGCAAAACAAACGAUGAUGCGAAUCUGAAAGGAUUCAAUGGCAUGAUCAAGUGGUAUCUUGUGAUCAAAAAUACCCUUUUGAAUUUAAUGACCAAGUUGUUCAAGGUUCAGAAGAAACAACAAUGA
Messenger RNA from Lactuca saligna, 441 nucleotides. Lineage: Eukaryota; Viridiplantae; Streptophyta; Magnoliopsida; Asterales; Asteraceae. The record is from the annotation of a GenBank genome assembly.